This is a messenger RNA of Dendroctonus ponderosae (mountain pine beetle), 1032 nucleotides long. RefSeq names its product protein Spindly-B. Bases 1 to 930 code for a protein of 309 amino acids. The transcript is spliced from 3 exons. The record is from RefSeq and is a predicted model, not a curated record. Lineage: Eukaryota; Metazoa; Arthropoda; Insecta; Coleoptera; Curculionidae.
AUGCCAAACCCAACUGCAUUAUCUGAUAUCGCCAAACAGAUCAAGGAGAUUCAAUUAAAAAUACUGAGUGCUGAAGGAGAAAUAAAUAAUACGAGCAUAAUUCAGUCCCAAGAGAUUGAGGCUUUGGAAUCGCAGCUUAAGCAAAAAACGGAAAUUGCAAUCACACUAAAGCGUGAAAUCGAUAUUCUAGAAAGAAACAAUAAGCUGGAGGUAGAUUGCAAUGCCUCCCCCGACAUCAACUUGUUACAUGACCAGCAUGCCCAAGCUUUAGAAGGACUGCAAAACAACCAGAAAUUACUAGAAGAAUUCACUGAAAGUACUGAAUUAAAAAAAGUGGAGCUUCAAGAGAAGGAAACUGAGAUUAGCGCCCUCAGCGAACAGCUUUGUGCAGCCAAGGAACAGCUGAAAGCCUAUAACAGUGUUCCCUUAUCAGAACAUAGCAAAGGAAACUCGUUAUUUGCCCAGGUUCAUGACAGAUGCAUGCUGCUAGAGGAAAAUGUCGAACAAAUGAAGCUCAAAUAUAAGCAUGGGGAGCAGGAACUUAAAAGGCAGGAAAGAACGAUCCUGACUUUGCAUAAAGAUAACAACCGGUUAAGGGCAACAUGGAAAACUGAUUUGCAACAAAAGGAAUGCGCAUUAAAAUUCGCGGGUGAAUCCUCAAUUGAUGAACUGGCCGUGAUGGAGAACCGCAUGGAAGAACUGCAAUUGCGACUGGCUGAAGGGGCCACCAAAGUUACCACUAAAGUCUACUUCUCCCAGGUCACCCUGCAGGAAAAAUGCGAAAUCUUCGAACUUGGAAAAAAAAUGUCUGUGCAGUCCAAGGAAGUCUGUGGUCUAGCCGUAGAUCCAGCCUCUGCCAAAAAUGAAAUGAGACUGCUCAACUUCAGAGCUUUAGAGUUGGCGCAACAAAUUGAAGAAGCCAAGCAAUAGGCGCUUUUAUCCGCGGAAUCUAAUAAAUGUCGUAGAUAUACUAUGUUUCAAGUCAGAGACUAAGUUUAGAUUAGGAAUAUGUAUAUUAAAUUGCAAUAGUUA